Tricharina praecox is the source of this 3768-nucleotide messenger RNA. Its product is annotated as mono-functional DNA-alkylating methyl methanesulfonate N-term-domain-containing protein. The record is from RefSeq and is a predicted model, not a curated record. The transcript is spliced from 5 exons. Gene Ontology annotation, biological process: proteasome-mediated ubiquitin-dependent protein catabolic process; DNA repair. The coding region runs from base 114 to 3536 and encodes 1140 amino acids. Gene Ontology annotation, molecular function: protein binding; nucleic acid binding. NCBI's taxonomy places the organism in Eukaryota, Fungi, Ascomycota, Pezizomycetes, Pezizales, Pyronemataceae. Gene Ontology annotation, cellular component: site of double-strand break; nucleus.
CACACCCACGUCAUCGUCUCCUCACAACCUUCGCACCCGUUCACCCCCCAGCACACAAGAUCACACGAACCCCGACUCGGAAAGCUCAAUCUACUUUCACGCGGGCGCGAGAGAUGUCCUACCUAGCAUCUAUACACCCAGCCUCAGCUGUCAGGCACGCGAUCAAGGCGAACUUUCUUGCUCCGGAUGAGUCGUCUCUGCUGGUUGCUAAAUCAAAUCGAGUUGAAGUGUACGCGUUCGCCAUUGACGGGCUGUCACUACGAACCACAUUCACAGUCUACGGUGUCGUCGUUGCGCUCCUCAAGUUGCGCCCCGAAACCAGUCCCACAGACCACAUCUUCAUCUUGACGGACCGCCAUGACUACUUCGUAAUCUCGUGGGAACCCGAAAAAAAGACUAUUCGCAACGAGAAAUAUGCCGAGGAUGUUGCGGACCGCUUUUUACGAGACUCCCCCGCGGGGAUCAAGUACAUUGCCGACCCGGCGGGCCGUAUGCUGGGGAUACACUCGUAUGAAGGGACGUUCCUCGCAUUGCCGUUGAUACAGCCUAUUACCGACAAGAGGAAACGGAGAAAGACGGGGGCAGUGUGUGUCGCAGGAGAGCUCGAGGGCCACUAUCCCAUCAAGAUGCAAGACCUGAUGGUCAUCGAUAUCGUCUUCCUCCACAGCACUGACCACCCGGCAUUGGCGGUUCUCCACCAGGGCAAUGGACCGGACUCUGCUAUACUGUCGACAUAUAAAGUCGUCUUCGGAGGAGGGACUUGGGAACUUCAACCAUGGGAGACUAGCGCUCCCCCUCUUGAGCAAGAGGGGAGGAUGUUGAUCCCCGUACCCGAGCCGCUGGGUGGAGUGAUGGUAAUAGGCGAUAGUAAGAUAUCGUAUUUCCCGGCACAGGAGGAAGGUCUCGGGGUCUUUCAUCGGGUCGCCGAGCCAACCCGAUUUGUGGCCUGGGGGAAGAUCGACGCACAACGUUUCUUACUGAGUGACAACACCGGAAAGCUCCAGCUGUUAUUCCUGGAUGUGGAUGCAAACGAGAAAGUUCUCGAGAUCAAAAUUGAGACGAUUGGACAGGCGUCGAUAGCAAGCCAGUUGAUUUACCUGGAUAACGGCCAUGUGUUUAUCGGAUCGUCUAAAGGCGACUCACAGCUGAUAAAACUGUCUGCAAAGGAUCCGAGAUGCGAGAUCAUCCAGAUCUCCCCCAGUCUCGCUCCGAUCCUGGAUUUCCAGGUGAUCAGCACCGGCCAUUCCAGUGGUGACGAGCAACAGAAUCUUUAUAGCUCUGGCCAAACUAGUAUCGUGACAGGCUGUGGAGGGUUUCAUGCCGGGGGAUUACGAUCUGUGAAGAGUGGCGUGGGUCUGAAGGAUCUAGCUAUCUUGGGCGAUAUGAUGGGCGUCAAGAAACUGAUACCACUGGGGGUCACUCUCCAGAACCCGUUUCACGACACUCUGCUGGUGUCAUUUAUUGACGAAACGAGGGCCUUCAGGUUUGAUGACGAGGGUGAGGUGGAAGAGCUCGACAGUUUUAAUGGAUUCGCCAUGGAGGAAGAGACCUUGGCCGCAUGCCUUCUAUCGGACGAGCGGUUACUCCAAGUCACGCCUUCCCGGAUCAGAAUUGUGGAUGCAACAGGCGGAAUGGUGCACUCGGAAUACGUGUCUGACUCCAAGAUUGUCGCAGCCGAUGUCAAUUGCGACCUCCUUGUUUGCAAUUUCGGAAACACGACGCUCGCAGUAUUUAAUCUGGGUGGGAACGCGGAUGAGAUCGUGGAAGUCGGCCGUCGCACCUUUGAGAACGAGAUUUCCUGCCUUUUCGCUCUCUCGAACUAUCCGCUUGUCUGCGCUGUUGGCUUUUGGACAUCGUCCGCGGUUGCAUUGCUAUCGCUCCCCGGUCUGAAGACGCUCGCCGAAGAGUCAUUGGGUGGUGAUGUCACGGUUCCACGCUCCAUAGCGAUAGCCACCAUCGUUGAAGGACAGUCCCCGACCUUGCUGGUUGCCAUGGGAGAUGGAACACUUGUUACUUUCUCAACCAACGACAAUUGGACGCUGUCGCAAAAGAAGUCGAUUUCCUUGAGCACUCAAGCCUUCUCCUUCCAGCUUAUCCAGCGGGACGAGGGUCUCAGUGUGUUUGCCUCUUCUGCGAACCCCAGCCUGAUCUAUAGCGACGGGGGCCACAUCAUGUACUCGGCAGUCACGGCUGAGAAUGUUUCGUAUCUGGCGCCGUUCAACGCUCAAGGAUUCCCCAACUCGGUGGUGCUCGUGGCGAAUGGCGAGGUGAAGAUUUCGACCAUCGAGACGACGCGAAACAGCCACUACAAGACGCUGCGCAUGGGCGAUGUGGUUCGUAGGGUUGCCUACUCCAAGGAACGGCAACUGUACGGCAUCGUUACGAUUGCUGCCUGGCAGACCUUUCCGACUGUCAACGAGAGACAUACCUGCUUUGUGAGGAUUGUCGACGACUACGAGUUUAGUGUGGUGAACUCGUACGAGCUGGAGCCAAACGAACUGGUUGAAUCUAUAAUAUGUGUUCAGCUUGGCGACUGGGAUGGCAAGAAGACUGACAAGUUCUUGGUGGGCACCGGAAAGAUUCCAGAUUAUGCGGAUAUGGAGGACGGAAACUCAGAGUGCAAGGAGGGGAGACUACUGAUUUUCGAGAUCUCGGAAGCCCGCAAGCUGCUGCUCCUCGCCGAACUGAAGCUGAAGGGCGGUGUCAAGUGCAUAGACAUGGUGGGCGAGGACAUCGUGAUUGCCUUGAACAAGACUAUCGAAGUGUACUCCUACCAGUUUGCCAUGCACGGCAAGCAAUUCCUCCAGAAGCUCGCCUCCUUCCGCUGCCACAGCGAGCCGCAAGACAUUGGCGUGACCGGCAACCACAUCUGCGUCGCAGACCUAAUGAAAGGCCCCUCGCUGCUAUCCUACAGCCGGACGCCCAUGCCGACACUCACCGAGAUCUCGCGCGCCUACGGCACACAGUGGAGCACCGCCAUCGACAUGAUCGACGCCAACACGCUCGUUAACGCCGACGCAGAAGGCAACCUGUCUAUCUGGUCACGGGACACCACGCUGCUCUCGGAGGACCAGCAGCAGCAGCAGCGGCUCUCCCGGACCGGCGAGCUGCACCUGGGGCAGAUGAUCAACCGGAUCCGGCGGAUCCCGGACGUAUCCGAGCACCACGCGACGCCCAACGCCGUCCUGCAGCCGUGCGCGUACCUCGCCACCGUCGACGGCGGGCUGUUCCUCCUCGCAAAGAUCGCGGAAGACAAGACGCAGUUGCUCCUGCAGCUGCAGGCGAACCUCGCACAGGUCGUCCGCGGCGUCGGCGGCCUCGCGUUCGAUGAGUGGAGGGGCUUCGUCUCCCCCGCUAGAGUCAUGGACGGCCCAUUUAGGAUUGCGGAUGGUGACUUUGUCAUGCGGUUUCUGGAACUGGAUGAUGACGCGGCGAAGGGCGUGGUGGAAGGCACUGGCGGUGGCGGCGCCAUGCCCCUCAAUAAGUCGGUCGAGGAGGUGCGCAGCUUGGUCGAGAGCUUGAAGACGUUCCAUUAGGUGUGCGGGCGGAUUGGGUAGUUUCUGGGGUUGGUGACAUCUGAUGGGGUUCUGCUGCUUUUUCUUGUGGUUAUUGUUUUCUUCGGGUUUUAGGCGGUAGACACGAUGGCUAGACAAUGUUGAUGGCAAAUCAGUAGGACCUCAAAGUUUGUGUUGUUGAUGAUAAUUCGUAGGGUUUCUCACGUGGCAUUUCCACAUUCCAUCGUCAGAAGGCAGUCGUAGUAAAGCCUCC